This is a messenger RNA of Morone saxatilis (striped sea-bass), 1018 nucleotides long. RefSeq names its product steroid-5-alpha-reductase, alpha polypeptide 2b (gene srd5a2b). The transcript has 5 exons. Lineage: Eukaryota; Metazoa; Chordata; Actinopteri; Moronidae. Gene Ontology annotation, cellular component: membrane. Gene Ontology annotation, molecular function: 3-oxo-5-alpha-steroid 4-dehydrogenase activity. The coding region runs from base 131 to 889 and encodes 252 amino acids. Gene Ontology annotation, biological process: steroid biosynthetic process. The record is from RefSeq and is a predicted model, not a curated record.
CCUCUUUCCUUUGGGAGGAGUCAGAGAGGCUGUUUACAUCAAUUUAAAUUCACACAGAGGCUUAACAUUAGUUUAUAAGCAGGAAAAGAUCACUGCAACACUCGCCGACCCUGAGGCGCAGACCUGCGAGAUGCACUGCUAUGGGGAUUUGGUUAACUGUCUCAGCUGUGGGAUGAUCCUGGCAGGACUGGGGUACUUGGUCCAACACAGGAAGACGCAGUCCUCCUAUGGGCGCCACAUGAGACUCUCUCCUCCUGUUCAGACGGUCCCAGCCAGACUAGCCUGGUUCUUUCAGGAGAUGCCAGCUCUCGUGAUUCCCCUACUUUUAAUGCUCACCUCCCACAAACCCUCCAGUAUGGGGAAGUACCUGCUGCUUGGGACCUUCUGCAUGCACUACUUUCAAAGGACAUUUGUCUAUUCACUACUGACAAGAGGGAAGCCUUUCCCACUGGGUGUGAUGGUGGCAGCAGGUUUCUUCUGCUCUCUGAAUGGCUUCCUGCAGGGCCACUACCUGCUGCACUGUGCCCAGUUUGAUGAUGAAUGGUCAGCUGACUAUCGCUAUAUAACUGGUUUACUGCUGUUUUUUGUCGGAAUGGCCAUCAAUAUACAUAGUGACUAUAUUCUACGUAGCUUGAGGAAACAAGGGGAAGUAGUUUACAAGAUCCCUAAAGGAGGUCUGUUUGAAUAUGUGUCUGCUGCCAACUACUUAGGGGAGAUAGUGGAGUGGUUUGGCUAUGCUGUAGCCACCUGGUCCUUUCCAGCACUCGCGUUUGCUGUGUAUAGCCUGUGUUUUAUUGGACCAAGAGCCUAUUACCAUCACAGGUUCUACCGGGAGAAAUUCAAAGACUAUCCCAAGCUGCGGAAGGCUUUGAUUCCAUUCAUCUUCUGAGAGGAAAAACACCUGGCUGUCAUCUUCUAAGGGCAGACAAUGAACCAGCAGCGGAAGACAAGCACAGGAAUGUGCACUCAUAUUACUGUGUUUCUAAACAACAUUCAUUUUACUGCACAAGAGUCUGUU